GUGUUUGGUUUCGGCUCGGAAGGAGGACUGGGAAACACAAGCAUCACUCCGCUGCCGGGGAGUCGGGAAACUGAGAUUUGUUUUACUUACAACAUUAAAUAUUUUAUUUCAAUUUCUGCAAUGAAUACGUAAACUUGCAUUCAUUCGGAAACAUCCCAAACAAGUUCUCAGAGGAGCGCAAGAUUACGCUGUAAAUGUAUCAAGAACUUGGAACCAAGCAUGAAAAAGGCGACCAAGCCCACGGCCGCCACCUCCAGGACCUCAGUGGGCACUAAAGCCCCAGGCAGAUCAGAGGGAAGCAGCAAUAUGGGCACAGGAGGAAAGAUGACAAAUAAAACCCAGAGUUCAGCUCCACUUUCUAAGGCGAAGAGCAGUGAUGAUCUUCCAGCGGUGAGCGCAGGAAGUGGAUCUGUUUCUGCUAGCAACAGUAACACUACUGCUAGAAACAAGAGAGGAUCCUCCUCUCAGAUCACCAGCAGCACUGAGACCAGGUCCAAGACCAGUUCAGGUCUUUCAGGAAGACGUGCAACGUCAUCCGUGUCUAAGGAGCCAGGCUUGACUAGAGAUAACUUGCGAGAACGAUCCAGAACCAGUGUUGCCAAAAAAACCACCGAUACCAUGCCUCAAAAGCGUUCACGGUGUCGUACCUUACCUGACUCUGAGUCAAAAAUGAGCAAAUCUCGCUCAGACAGCCAGAUAAACCAUAAAGCAGUUCUUGAGUGUCAAGUGAAUGACCUUCUUGGUUUAGCCAAGAGCAAAGACCUGGAAAUCCUUCAUCUUCGCUCUGAACUUCGAGGCAUGAGAACUCAGCUUGGCUUGGAAGAACUUGAGGCUCCUGAUCCAGAACAAGUGUCUCAAGAGACGACCAUGCAGCCUCCAGAGAAAGAGGUUAUCAGUGCCACAGAUGUGGAGUCUACUCUACUCCUCCUUCAAGACCAGAACCAGGGUAUCCUUGAUGAGUUAAAUAUGUUGAAAAGUGAAAACCGGAUGCUAAAGGAUCGCCUUAAUGCACUAGGUUUCUCUCUGGAGCAACGUCUAGACAGCCCUGAGAAAAGUCUGCGCUGCCUGUCUCUGAGUCCUGAGCAUGUCGUUGGCGGCGAUAGCAGUAGCGGAGGACACAGUGAAAGUUUACGGGGUGGUAUACGUGCAUCCUCUGCAGAAGGCUCUGCUCAAGGCUCUACAGAGGACCUGCUGUCAGAACAAAGACAUUUAGGCUCUCCUGAUGCAGUAGACAGUGAGUGCAGUGAGGCCUACCAGCCGAUCACCUCCAGCGAUGAUGCUCUAGAUGCACCAUCAGGUUGUGGAUCAUCUUCUGAAUCAGAAGGUGGGCUGCCGAGCCGGGAACAUUCCCGUAGAGGCAGCAGUGGGAACACCAGUGAGGUUUCUGUGGCCUGCUUGACUGAGCGAAUCCAUCAAAUGGAGGAAAACCAACACAGCACGUCAGAAGAACUCCAGGCCACCCUGCAGGAGCUUGCAGAUCUGCAGCAGAUCACGCAAGAGCUGAGCACAGAGAAUGAACGUCUAGGCGAGGAGCGUGCCAUUCUGGUCGACUCCCUCUGUCAGCAAGGGGAGCGUCUGGAACUAUACGGAAGACAACUGGAGUACUUUCGUGGACUUCUUGAUGAGCAUCGUGUGGCCUAUGCCAAGGAUGAUGAAGAUGCCAAAAGUGGGCGCUAUAUAGAGCUGGAGAGGCGCUAUGCUGAGCUGAACGAGGGCUCGCGUUUUGAGCGGGAGCAACUUCUGGGAGUGCAGCAACAACUAAGCAGUGCCCUAAAGAUGGCAGAACAUGAAAAUGCAGAAUCCCAAGGCCUCAUGGCGGCAUUGAAAGAGCGUGUUCAUAUGGCAGAAAGAGCUGUGGAAAUAGAGCGGAGGGAGCGAGCAGUUGCCAAAGCAGAGUUGGAGGCAUUAAGAAUGCUAUCCGAAGGGGAGCAGGUGGAGCUGAAGCGCUGUAGAAUCCAGCUUGAGCAAGAGAGGCAGAGAGUGGCCCAGCUCCUCUCCAUCCACAAUGCAGGGGAUAAGACGGACAUACGCCACCUGCUGGACAGCGAGAGACUAGAUAAAGAGCGAGCAGAGGCCAAAGCAGCUCAGUUACAAGAAGAACUUGGGCACACACGCUGUGAAGCUGCCCAGCUCCAGGAGGCAAUUAGCAAGCUUGAGGACGAGUUUCGGGCAUUUCGGGAUGACGUCCAGUCGCAGUUAGCAGAGCAGAAGAGGCUAUUGGAGCAGCAGUGUUCUGAGCUGGAGGAGAAGGACACCGAGAUCGCUGACAUGAAGGAGACCAUUUUUGAGCUGGAGGAUGAAGUCGAACAGCAUCGUGCUGUCAAGCUCCAUGAUAACCUCAUCAUUUCUGACCUGGAGAAUUCCAUCAAAAAGCUUCAUGAUCAAAAAUACGACAUGGAGAAGGAGAUUAAAGUUCUUCAUCGAAAACUGCGGGAGGAAUCGGCAGAAUGGCGUCAGUUUCAAGCAGACCUGCAAACAGCCGUCAUCAUCGCCAACGACAUCAAGACCGAAGCUCAGGAGGAGAUCGGAGACCUGCGGCGCCGCUUACAAGAGGCUCAAGAGAAAAAUGAGAAAAUGAACAAAGAGCUGGAGGAGCUGAAGAGCCGGAAGCAGGAUGAGGAGCGUGGCCGUGUGUAUAAUUAUAUGAAUGCCGUGGAGAGGGAUCUGGCUGCGCUGAGGCAGGGAAUGGGCCUGAGUCGACGUUCCUCCACUUCCUCUGAACCUUCACCCACUGUCAAAACACUCAUUAAGAGCUUCGACAGCGCCUCACAAGGUCCUGUUCAAGGCAGUCCGACUGCUGCUGUUGCUACUGCUACUGUGAUUUCCAGAACACCCCUGAGUCCCAGUCCAGUCAAAACCCCUCCAGCUGCUGCCGUCUCCCCUAUACAAAGACACACCAUCAGCUCCUCUAAACCUCUGUCAUCAAUGCUGGACAAGAGGCCGAGCUUCAAUGACCUGAACAUACCAGCAGAGCACCUCUUGCGCACCUCACCUGUAACACGGCCUGGCUGCCCCAUUCAGAGAGUCACAAACAUGGACACCAGUAAGGCCAUUUCAGUUUCCCGCAGGAGCAGUGAGGAGUUGAAGAGAGAUUUGUUGGUCCCGGAUUCGGCAGCUCCAUCGUCCCUAAUGUCUUCUCCACAGAUGUCUCUGUCCUCAAAUGCAUCCUCUCCCACUGCCUCCAUCACACCCACCACACGAGGACGAUUACGGGAGGAACGGAAGGACCCUCUGUCUGCACUGGCCAGGGAAUAUGGAGGAUCCAAGAGAAACGCUUUGCUCCGCUGGUGCCAGAAGAAGACCGAGGGCUAUCAGAACAUUGACAUCACCAACUUCAGCAGCAGCUGGAAUGAUGGGCUCGCUUUCUGUGCCAUCCUUCACACCUACCUGCCUGCACACAUCCCUUAUCAUGAGCUCAACAGCUUGGACAAGAGGCGAAAUUUCACUUUAGCCUUUCAGGCAGCAGAAAGCGUUGGAAUUAAAUCAACACUGGACAUUGGUGAAAUGGUGCACACAGAAAGACCGGACUGGCAAAGCGUCAUGACCUACGUGACGUCCAUCUAUAAAUAUUUUGAGACCUGAGAAUCUUCUAGAACGUCCAUAUCAGCAGCUUUAGUCUCACCUCGGUCCUUGCUAUUUCCAAGAUGCUACAAAUUUCCAAGAUGCCUUCGCUGCGUUGCCAUCGUACAAUCUUGUGUUUUCCCAGAAUCCUCUAUGGCUGCUGAAACAGGUCAGAUCCUACUAAAGCUUUGAGUUGCAAAAAGACGGGAGGUUGGCAGACAGCAACUUCCUUUAAGAACAUUACAAAAUGAUUUAAUGUGAAUUGUGCCAAUUAAGCAACUAAAAUGUGGACUUCCGAAUACAAAUGCCUUUGAGAGAUGCCUUGUUUUCCAGUUUUAUUCCAGUGUUGGUCUUAGAUUAUCAGUAUUUAUUCCAAAGAACAGGAUUCGUCCACUCAAAUGUUUUUGCUUACCCUGAAUAAGCUCGAUUUUCUUUCAUUUAAUUUAUUUAGGUUUCUCUAACAAAUCAGAGUGGGUUAUAUCACCUGAAAACUGAUAUCAUGUUCUCAAACUCAUAUGACUUUAAGUUCAUCUUGGAGCACAAAUUAGUUUUUUUAUAUACGUCAAAGGUUUUUUUUUAUGCAAUCUGAGAUAUUUCAGUCCCUCCUCUGAAGACCACUGUUCACCCAAAGCUCUGGUGCUUCUAAAAAGAAAAUCCUUAUGGGAUCCAUAUUAAGUGGUUAUAAUUUUUGUGGAUGCUCAAAUGUGCCAUGUGACUUGCACGAAUGAAUCUCAUUGGUUUUUGCAGAAGCUCAAAUGUACUGCGUAACAGAAGAAUGAAUUUCGCUGGCUUCUUCAGAAGCUCAAAUACGGCAUGUGACAUGCAAGAAUGAGUGUAAUUGGUUCUUGCAGAAGUUUAAAUGUGCUGUGUAACACAAGAAUGAAUUUUGCUGGUUCUUGCAGAAGCUCAAAUACGCCAUGUGUCAUGCAAGAAUGAAUCUCAUUGGUUCUCACAGAAGCUUAAAUGUGCUGCAACACAAGAAUGAAUCUCAUUGGUUCUCACGGAAGCUUAAAUGUGCUGCAACACAAGAAUGAAUCUCAUUGGUUCUCACAGAAGCUCAAAUGUGCUGCAACACAAGAAUGAAUCUCAUUGGUUCUCACAGAAGCUUUGAUGUGCUGCAACACAAGAAUGAAUCUCAUUGGUUCUCACAGAAGCUCAAAUGUGCUGCAACACAAGAAUGAAUCUCAUUGGUUCUCACAGAAGCUUUGAUCUGCUGCCUAACACAAAAAUGAAUCUCAUUGGUUCUCACAGAAGCUUUGAUGUGCUGCCUAACACAAGAAUGAAUGCCAUUGGUUCUCGCAGAACCUCAAAUACACUAUGUGUCUUGCAAGAAUGAAUCUCAUUGGUUCUUGCAGAAACUCAAAUGUGCUGCCUAACACAAGAAUGAAUCUCAUUGGUUCUUGCAGAAACUCAAAUGUGCUGCCUAACACAAGAAUGAAUCUCAUUGGUUCUUGCAGAAACUCAAAUGUGCUGCCUAACACAAGAAUGAAUCUCAUUGGUUCUUGCAGAAGCUUUAAUGUGCUGCCUAACGCAAGAAUGAAUCUCAUUGGUUCUUGCAGAAACUCAAAUGUGCUGCCUAACACAAGAAUGAAUCUCAUUGGUUCUUGCAGAAGCUUUAUUGUGCUGCCUAACACAAGAAUGAAUCUCAUUGGUUCUUGCAGAAACUCAAAUGUGCUGCCUAACACAAGAAUGAAUGCCAUUGGUUCUCGUAGAAGCUCAAAUACACCAUGUGACUUGCAAGAAUGAAUCUCAUUGGUUCUUGCAGAAGCUUUUAUGUGCUGCAUAACAUAAAAAAAUGAAUCUCAUUGGUUCUUGCAGAAACUCAAAUGUGCUGCCUAACACAAGAAUGAAUAUCAUUGGUUCUUGCAGAAACUCAAAUGUGCUGCCUAACACAAGAAUGAAUAUCAUUGGUUCUUGCAGAAACUCAAAUGUGCUGCCUAACACAAGAAUGAAUCUCAUUGGUUCUUGCAGAAACUCAAAUGUGCUGCCUAACACAAGAAUGAAUCUCAUUGGUUCUUGCAGAAACUCAAAUGUGCUGCCUAACACAAGAAUGAAUCUUAUUGGUUCUUGCAGAAACUCAAAUGUGCUGUAUAACACAACAAUGAAUCUCAUUGGUUUUCAUUUGUCAAUCAAGCAUACUUGAGCCUCUGUGAGCAAAUUUGAAUGCUGUAAACACUUUUUAAUCUUUACUUUUAAAUGAAUUAAAGCCAACAUUUAUUGAUUCUUAGAAGUGAUUUUAUUUUGAAUUAAACCACUCGGUCCACUUGGACUUAAUCCUAAUUGGAUGAUUCAAGUGAACAUGGAGGGACAGAAAUCUCUCAGAUUUGAUUCACAAACACAUUUCUUAUAAGUUUAAGAGGUUAAAUAAACAAUGACUGAAUUUUCAACCUAGUUUUGUUGCUAUUAUAACACUAUACCAUGUUUGGACACUAAAUGAAAGCUAUUUAUUAAUCUAAUAUGUCAUUUAAACCAGCCCCCCCCCCCCCCCCUCCCCUCAUAAUCCUCAUUCCAGCUGAUCACUGAACACACUGCUAGAUGUUUUAAUUUGAAAUAUCAGCACAAAUGAAAUGCACGGCUGCUCGUUUUUAUUUUUGAUUAUUAAUAUUAUUUUCCAAAGUUUCAGCAUUUCAGUUGUUUUUGUCUUCUUUUGUCUAGUGACUAAUCCUUAUUUGACACAUAAAGCCAGCUUUGUUAUGGAAGCUUCACUGAUUCAGAUUGAGUUCGUCUUUUUGGGUGUAAAAGCACAAAUAAAUAAAAGGCUGAAUGUGUUUUCACUGAAAUGAAAUGUGAAAUGAGACGACUACAAUCCAUCCGCGGGUUUACUCAAGCAUUGUACCUCCUUCGUUUUUAUAUUGAACUUUAGUCUGCACAAAAAUCCGAAGCCUUACAUAGGAAUAGGACAAGCCAAGAGCACAAUACUCGUUUGCCAUGCUGUCUUCGAUGCACUGCUGAUUCAAUUUUAUUAAUAUUAUUAUUAUUUUGGUGACUAAACGACCAAUUUGAUGCAAGGGAUCAAAGCGGGUUGCAGCACGGUUUAUGACAGCAGUACAAAAUGUAUCUUAUGUCAAGGGCAAAUCAUGUUUGAUGCAAAACUAACUUAUUGUAUUUACACUACAUAGAGCUCUGUUGUGUUUUAUGUGAUUUUGUUUGUAUGUGGAACUGCCAUUGACACUGACGUUGGAUUUCCGAGAAAAGGUCAGUAGUGACUAGGACUAUUUUUGUUAGGAUUUUCUCGUAAGUUGUUGGUGGUGAACGCUGUUUUGCUACCUAAUCGUAUGACGUUUGAUUAUGAAGAUUUUGAUUUGAAGUAAAUCAUAUCUUGCUGUGAUUUCCUUGCUAUAAUUAACAUUUGUGUGAAUUCUGGAAUGUUUGCCUUGUUGACACUAUAAAUACUUGUUCGUUUCACCUGAAAGUUUCCUAGAGCACUGCAUGACGUGUUGAGGGGAGGAUUGUUUUGAUUAAAUGUUUCCUGUAAGCAAGGAUUUGAGAGAUCAAUACUUGUGCACAAAUACAGUUUGAUAUUUUCAUGUA
Danio aesculapii is the source of this 7092-nucleotide messenger RNA. RefSeq names its product sperm antigen with calponin homology and coiled-coil domains 1-like b (gene specc1lb). The transcript is spliced from 16 exons. Gene Ontology annotation, cellular component: filamentous actin; microtubule organizing center. Gene Ontology annotation, molecular function: protein binding. The record is from RefSeq and is a predicted model, not a curated record. Lineage: Eukaryota; Metazoa; Chordata; Actinopteri; Cypriniformes; Danionidae. Gene Ontology annotation, biological process: actin cytoskeleton organization. The coding region runs from base 220 to 3582 and encodes 1120 amino acids.